AUGACAUUUUCUGUUCAGUCCCAGAAACACUGGAUUGAAGGAGUGUUUGACAAGAGAGAAUGUAACAAAAUUGUACCCAGCUCAAAGGACCCUCACAGAUGUACUGCAGGAUGCCAGGUCUGCCAGAAUUUAAUCAGGUGUUGCUGUGGGCGGCUGAUUGGAGAGCAUCUUGGGGUAGAUCACACCUGGACCAUCUCAGCUGCCAGUGACAGUGAAAAUGAGCAAUGGUCUGUUGAAACCCAUACAACUAGAAGCCCCACAGAUACCUUUGGCACUAUUAAUUUUCAAGAUGGAGAGCACAUCUACCACUCCAAGUAUAUUAGAACUUCUUAUGAUACAAAGUUGGAUCGUCUGUUACAUUUGAUGUUGAAGGAGUGGAAGAUGGAACUGCCAAAGCUGGUCAUCUCUGUCCAUGGAGGCAUCCAGAAUUUUAAGAUGCUUUCCAGACUUAAAGAGAUCUUUAGCCAAGGUUUGGUCAAAGCUGCAGAGACAACAGGAGCAUGGAUAAUAACUGAAGGCAUCAAUACCGGAGUGUCCAAACAUGUUGGGGAUGCCCUGAAAGCCCAUUCCUCCCAGUCCCUGAGAAAAAUCUGGACGGUUGGAAUCCCUCCUUGGGGUGUCAUUGAGAACCAGAGAGAUCUUAUUGGAAAAGAUGUGGUGUGUCUCUACCAUACUCUCGGCAACCCCCUCAGCAAGUUCACCACCCUCAACAGCAUGCACUCCCACUUCAUCUUGUGCGACGACGGCACUGUGGGCAAGUACGGAAACGAGAUGAAGCUCAGACGGAAUCUGGAGAAGUACCUCGCCUUGCAGAAGAUCCACAGCCGCUCCAGGCAAGGUGUGCCGGUGGUGGGGCUGGUGGUGGAAGGGGGCCCCAAUGUCAUCCUGUCUGUGUGGGAGACGGUGAAGGACCGAGACCCCGUGGUGGUGUGUGAAGGCACGGGCAGGGCCGCUGACCUCCUGGCCUUCACCCACAAGCACUUGGCAGAUGAAGGAGCCCUUCGUCCUCAGGUGAAGGAGGAAAUCAUCUGGAUGAUUCAAAACACUUUCAACUUUAGUCUCAAACAGUCCAAGCAACUAUUUCAAAUUCUGAUGGCGUGCAUGGAGCACAGAGAUUCUAUUACUAUAUUUGAUGCUGAAUCUGAGGAAUCACAAGACCUUGAUUUAGCAAUCCUAACGGCUCUGCUAAAGGGCACCAACCUAACAGCAUCAGAACAAUUAAAUCUGGCAAUGGCUUGGGAUAGAACGGACAUUGCAAAAAAACAUAUUCUAAUUUAUGGACAACACUGGAAGCCUGGUUCUCUGGAACAAGCUAUGUUCGAUGCUUUAGUGAUGGAUCGUGUGGAUUUUGUGAAACUCUUAAUAGAGUAUGGAGUGAACCUACAUCGCUUCCUUACCAUCCCCCGACUGGAAGAGCUGUAUAAUACAAAACAAGGGCCUUCUAAUAUGCUCUUGCAUCAUCUUAUCCGAGAUGUAAAACAGCAUGCACUUCUCUCAGGCUACAGAAUAACCUUAAUUGACAUCGGACUGGUAAUAGAAUAUCUCAUUGGUGGAGCAUAUCGUAGCAGCUAUACUAGAAAAAAUUUCAGAAUCCUCUACAACAACCUGUACAGGAAACACAAGCGAGUGACCAGCAUUGCUCAUAGCCUUUCUCAACACCCCCUUCACUGGAGACGCACUUCAGGGAAUAGGUCUGAGUCUGCAGAGAGCACAAUGCACUCCCAGUUCAUUAGGACUGCCCAGCCUUACAAACUCAAGGAAAAGUCUGGAACCCUUCAUAAGUCAAGGAAGAAAUCAAAAGAAGAACUCAGUGUAGCUGAUGAGCCUGAGUCGACUGGUUUCAUUUACCCUUACAAUGACCUGUUGGUUUGGGCAGUGCUAAUGAAGAGGCAGAAGAUGGCCAUGUUCUUUUGGCAGCACGGAGAGGAGGCCACGGCUAAGGCGGUGAUAGCUUGUAUACUCUACAGAGCCAUGGCACAUGAAGCCAAGGAGAGCAGCAUGGUGGACGAUGCCUCUGAAGAGUUGAAAAAUUACUCCAAGCAGUUUGGUCAGCUUGCGCUGGACGUGUUAGAGAAGGCGUUCAAGCAGAAUGAGAGAAUGGCCAUGAAGCUGUUGACCUAUGAACUCAAGAACUGGAGCAAUUCUACCUGUUUGAAGCUUGCUGUGUCAGGAGGAUUGCGGCCAUUUGUGUCCCAUACCUGUACGCAGAUGCUGCUGACAGACAUCUGGAUGGGCUGCCUGAAAAUGAGGAAGGACUCUUGGUUAAAGAUCAUCAUAAGCAUUCUCUUACCACCUGCCAUUUUGACAUUGGAAUUCAAAAGCAAAGCAGAGAUGUCACAUGUCCCUCAGGCCCAGGACUUCCAGUUUACAUGGCAUUAUGGUGACCAGAACCCCAGCAAUGCCAAAGAAAGUGCUUGUACGAAAGACUGUGAUUUGGAACGGGGACCUGAUGAGAAACUGGAUGAAAAUCAGCACUUUGAUUUAAAAAACGAGCCUACGGGGCUUCCAUGGACCAGGAAAGUCUAUGAGUUCUACAAUGCGCCAAUUGUCAAGUUUUGGUUUUAUACGAUGGCAUAUUUGGCAUUCCUCAUGCUCUUCACCUACACUGUGUUGGUAGAGAUGCAGCCCCAGCCCAGCAUGCAAGAGUGGCUUGUUAUUAUUUACAUCUUCACCAAUGCCAUUGAGAAAGUCAGGGAGGUUUGUAUUUCAGAACCAGGGAAAUUUACUCAAAAGGUGAAGGUAUGGAUUAGUGAGUAUUGGAACCUAAUGGAAACUGUGGCGAUUGGCCUGUUUUCAGUUGGUUUUGGCCUUCGCUGGUGGGAUCCUCCUUUCCACACAGCAGGAAGACUGAUCUACUGCAUAGAUAUCAUAUUCUGGUUCUCACGCCUUUUGGACUUCUUUGCUGUCAAUCAGCAUGCAGGCCCCUAUGUGACCAUGAUCGCAAAAAUGACAGCCAACAUGUUCUAUAUUGUGGUCAUCAUGGCCAUCGUCCUGCUGAGUUUUGGUGUGGCACGCAAGGCCAUCCUUUCCCCCAAGGAGCCUCCAUCUUGGAGCCUCGCUCGAGAUAUUGUGUUUGAGCCAUACUGGAUGAUGUACGGAGAAGUCUAUGCUGCAGACAUAGAUGUUUGUUCAAGCAAUCCAUCCUGCCCUCCUGGUUCUUUCCUUACUCCGUUCCUCCAAGCCGUCUACCUCUUCGUGCAGUAUAUCAUCAUGGUGAACCUGCUGAUCGCUUUCUUCAAUAAUGUUUAUGUAGACAUGAAAUCCAUUUCAAACAAACUGUGGAAAUACAAUCGCUACCGCUACACCAUGACCUAUCACGAGAAGCCUUGGCUGCCUCCACCUUUCAUCCUCCUGAGCCACAUUGGUCUCCUCCUUAGACGGUUCUGCCAUCAUCCAGUCCCAAAUGACCAAGAAGAGGGUGAUGUUGGAUUAAAGCUGUACCUGAGCAGCGAGGAGCUGAAGCGGCUGCACGACUUCGAGGAGGCGUGUGUGGAGAAGCACUUCCACGAGCGGGCGCGGAGCGUGAGCUGCAGCUGCGAGGAGCGGGUCCGGGCCACGGCCGAGAGGGUUACCGAGAUGUACUUCCAAAUGAAAGAAAUGAAUGAAAAGGUGUCUUUUAUAAAGGACUCCCUGGUGACCUUGGACAGCCAGGUGGGACAUCUGCAGGACCUCUCUGUCCUGACAGUGGACACCCUCAAAGUCCUUUCUGCCGUUGACACCUUCCACGAGGAUGAAGUGCUCCUGGCCAGCAGGAAGCCCUCUACAAGCAGAAGGCUUCCCCACAGCUGGAGCAAUGUCAUGUGUGCCGAGAUGCUGGGCAACACGGGCUUGCCCAGGGAGAAGAAAUACCAGUAUUACAGCAUGCCCCCUUCUUUGCUUCGGAGCCUGGUCAGAAGUCAGUGCCCCCCAGGAGCACAGAAUGAGCCCUUCCUUGAGAAUCCAGAGAGUCCAAGAGAGACUUCAAAUGCCAAAGAUCACCAGGAAGAGCAAGAAACAGAAAACAGGGGGGCUGCUUCUGGACCGUCUCUCAACAGACAGGCACACUCAAAGUACGGCCAGUUUCUCCUGGUCCCCUCUUAUCUGAAGGAAGCUCCUUUUGCCCCAGAAAUGGACUUGCCUCGGUGUAGACUCUCUGUGGAAGCUGGUGCAGAUGAGCCAGCUGCGGGACUGGCCGCCCAGAGCGAGGGCCCUGUUCACGUGAAGUGGCAGACACCCGUUGUCGUCUCCGCUGAGGGCUCGGUCACUAAGCUCAAGGAGCAGAAUGGGCCAGUUGCUCAGGUACCAGCCUCGCAAGAUAAGGGCAGGCAGGUUCUGCCAACUUUGAGCUGCCCACCUGCGCCCACGAAGGCGACCUCCCUCCCUUCCCAAGUCAAGGUCAUGUACCCUGGAGGUGGCUAUGUGAACUGGGCAUUUUCGGAAGGGGACGAAACAGGCGUGUUCAGCCUCCAAAAGAAAUGGCAAACCUGCCUGGCCUCUUCUCACAGCAGUGACUGUUGGCCGAGUGGGCAAGGCCAGAUCUGUGGAAGAUCCCUACCUGAGAACAGCGCCAAGGGACUGGCCGCAAGUGGUGACCACUCAGGGCUCCAGCUGAACACAUCGCUGUGGGUCAGUCCACUCCGCCGAGACAGGCCCUCCACCAGGAGCCAGAGUUGGAGGGGCCACAAGGAGGAGAAAUUGAAGACCAGUAAAACUAAAAGAAAUCUUCCAAGAUCUUCAGAGAUAGGGCAGUCCGCUUGGGUCAAAGCAAAAGUGCUAACAAAGGAUAUGAGGUCACUGAAGAAAAGGAAGAAAGCUCAAGAUCUGCAGGUGCCUGUCAUAACAGUCAAUACCUGCUCUCAAAGUGACCAGCGAAAUUCAGAGUCAGGAGAAGAACUUAUCUCAGAAGAAGAGAUGUGCAGCAAGAACUGGCUAACAGUAUCCAAAUUUAGUCAGAUAAGUCUGGAACCUUAUAUAUAUAAAAAGAUUAAAACCAAAGAAACUGAACGGCAUGCAGUACCAGUCAGUGAUUAUAUAAAGCAGCCUCAUAAGGAUAUGAACACAAGCUCUUUGUGGGCUUCUUGGAGCACCAACCUCCAUCGGAAUUCCCCGUUGAGAAGUUCAAAUGGCGUUAACAAAAUCUCUGCCUCCUUAAAAAGCCCACAAGAGUCUCCACAUCAUUAUUCAGCCAUUGAAAGGAACAAUUUAAUGAGGCUUUCUCAAACCAUACCAUUUACACCAAUCCAGUUGUUUGCAGGGGAAGAAGUGACUGUGUAUCGGCUGGAGGAGAGUUCCCCGAUGAACCUGGAUAAAAGCAUGUCUUCUUGGUCCCGGCAAGGGCGAGCGGCCAUGAUCCAGGUGCUGUCUCGGGAGGAGAUGGACGGCGGGCUCCGCAGAGCCAUGAAGGUCAUCAGCACUUGGGCUGAGGAGGACAUUCUUAAGCCAGGGCAGGUUUUUAUUGUGAAGUCCUUUCUGCCAGAGGUUGUGCAGGCGUGGCACACAAUCUUCCAGGAGAGCACUGUGCUUCAUCUCUGCCUCAGGGAGAUUCAACAACAGAGAGCUGCUCAAAAACUGAUCUAUACCUUCAACCACGUAAAACCACAAACCAUUCCCUACACACCAAGGUUCCUGGAAGUCCUGCUAAUCUACUGUCAUUCAGCUAACCAGUGGCUCACCAUUGAGAAGUACAUGACUGGGGAGUUUCGGAAGUACAACAAUAACAACGGAGACGAAAUCGCACCCCGCAGCACCCUGGAGGAGCUGAUGUUGGCGUUCUCCCACUGGACCUACCAGUACACUCGGGGAGAGCUGCUGGUUCUAGACAUGCAAGGUGUUGGUGAAAAUUUGACAGAUCCAUCAGUUAUAAAACCUGAAGACAAACAAUCAAGAGGAAUGGUGUUUGGACCAGCCAAUUUAGGGGAAGAUGCAAUUAGAAACUUCAUUACAAAGCAUCGUUGCAACUCCUGCUGCCGGAAACUCAAACUCUCUGAUUUGAAGAGAAAUGACUAUUCCCCUGGAAGGAUCAAGUCCACCUAUGGACUUGAACUGAAAAUUGAAGCAACUGAGGGACCUCCAGCAAGCGAAAAGAGUAUGCAUUCUCCAGAAGAUCUCACACGACUGUAAGAAGGAGAGAGAUAAGACAAUAGGUGAUCUAGGCCUCCCUUCCAUGAAAUCUUUGGUCAAGUCAGUUGAUGGACCAACAGGGAUUACAUCAGAGCCUUUUCAGGAUGCCUAGUUUGCAGGCCUUGGGCACUGUAUGAGCCUCAUGUCUCAGGACCCCACUGAUGUAGAAUGUAAGGGUGCUUUGUUGUGUCUGUCAUCCUCAAGUCGUAUGGGAAGACACUUGGACAGGACUCCCAGUUCUUUAUACCUCAUUGCUUUAGCUGUUCUCUUAGGACCCUUGAAGCAGAAUGCCAAGCACAAGGAAAUGAGGGAGAUAAAUUUAAUUUAUUUUCUUACUAUGUGUGAAGACUCCAGUCUCCACUCCAGCCUCAUAACUUCUCCCCAUUUUUUAUGAUGUAUAUAUGUACACAAAAAUGUUCUUGACUUCUUCCCUCUUCCUUUCCCAUGGUAUAAGGCUUUGAAUAGUAACAGGGAAGAUAAUGGAAAGAGGGUGUGAUUGCAGAUUGCACACUUCUGUACAAACUAACAGGUAAAAAAGUAUCCUGGUGAUAUCUAAGUAAAUUUGAGGAAUUAUAAGGGACACAUAUAUUGUCCAAUCAUUUCAGGUUUUUCUUAAAGAAAGCAGAGGGGCAUCUGAGAUAAAUGACCUGACAACCCUAAAAUAUAGGGUAAUAAUGAUAUAUAAAACAAGAAAUCAUUACGAAGUGUUUCUCUUUUCCUUAAUCUCAUUUUCUAGUGAGCUCACUAAGACAAGCUGAAGAAGCACUCCUUUUUUCCAAACUUGUGUAUGAUAUUACAGGACUAAAUUAUUCUGUGUCAGAUUCUAGAGGCAGAAGAUACAUUUCAGACUGAAAAUAUGCUUCAAAGGUGUUUUAUUUGCUCCAGUGCCAAAAUCUGAUAGCUAUAGUGCUACGCUAUGGUCUGUAUGUACGUCCUGAGAAAAUGUCAUUCUUUUCAGAAGUUUGAAUGAAGAUUUGCUGAAGCUUCAUUGUAUACCAUGUUUGGGGAAUUGGACAACCCUUUUUCAUAUUUUCCCUGAUCACCCUACCUCAGAAUAAGCAUGAGCUUACAAGGAGGAGAUGGGGAGCUGAGAAUCUUCUUCCUCCCCACCCCCCCCAACUCCUACCCCACACAUCUCUUUUCAUUACUAUCAAGUGUUCCAGUACCCACUACCAGCAACAAAUGCCCUGGCUGAAAAUUUUUCAGCUAAUCUUUAAAACUGUGUUUACUAGUUCUCUUUUUAAGUCAACAUUCCUGAAAUUUUAGGCUUGUAAGAGAGUUGCGGAAAGCUAACUAUGCAGGUUCUGGAUUGGGUCUAAUUCUUUGAACCGUGAAUUGCACAAUGGCAAAUUUAUAACCCUUUAACUUUGGCCUUGUAGGUAGUGUAGUGGAAGGUGGGAAAUUUGAGUAUUUCUUGAUUGGAAAUAAGGAUAGAAUGUUAAUGCUUUCCUUUAACCCUCCCCCCACCCCACACACUUUCAACUGCUCUGCAAAUCAGUAAGGGAUAUAUUAAUACUUAUUUCAGUGCUGUGAUCAACUAUGGGAUCAACACUUUGUCCAAAAGUCAAACUAAAAAAAUGA
Sorex araneus (European shrew) is the source of this 7680-nucleotide messenger RNA. RefSeq names its product transient receptor potential cation channel subfamily M member 6 (gene TRPM6). Gene Ontology annotation, molecular function: protein serine/threonine kinase activity; monoatomic cation channel activity; ATP binding. Gene Ontology annotation, cellular component: apical plasma membrane. NCBI's taxonomy places the organism in Eukaryota, Metazoa, Chordata, Mammalia, Eulipotyphla, Soricidae. The coding region runs from base 1 to 6099 and encodes 2032 amino acids. The transcript is spliced from 38 exons. Gene Ontology annotation, biological process: monoatomic cation transmembrane transport; protein phosphorylation; protein tetramerization. The record is from RefSeq and is a predicted model, not a curated record.